Molecule: messenger RNA, 657 nt
Organism: Penicillium argentinense
Lineage: Eukaryota; Fungi; Ascomycota; Eurotiomycetes; Eurotiales; Aspergillaceae
Product: putative Golgi traffic protein SFT2
Exons: 4
Coding region: 1-657 (218 amino acids)
Biological process (GO): vesicle-mediated transport
Cellular component (GO): membrane
Source: RefSeq, a predicted model, not a curated record
AUGGCUAACAACACCUUUCGGGACUCUGUCAACUCACUAGGCUGGUCGCGCAGAGACCCGGACUUCCCCGUCCGCACAAAUGCGCCCGGCGACAACUCGGUCUUCUCGCGCUUGCAGUCUUUGAACCCGUUCGGUCAGGGAGGUUAUGUCCAACUACCCACUCACAAUGAAGCCCCCGGCGCACCCCUACCAGCCGCCAAUCGACGCGAUGAGGAAGAUACAUUCUUUGCUUUAAGUCGAUGGGAUCGAAUGCUCAUCUUCGCAGCCUGCAACCUGGGCGCCGCCGUCUGCUUCAUGCUCUGCUUCUUCCUCUUCCCUGUCCUCACUCUUAAGCCCCGCAAAUUCGCCAUCUUGUGGUCUGUCGGCUCCGUCCUGUUUUUACUAUCAUGGGCCGUCCUCAUGGGACCGUGGUCCUACGCUAAACAUCUGGUCUCGGGACCACGACUGCCUUUCACGGCGGCCUAUUUCGGCUCGAUCGCGCUAACCCUCUAUUUCGCCAUCGGGCUCCAAUCUCUGAUCCUCACCGCCUUCUCCUCCGUCUUCCAGCUCUGCGCUCUGGUCUGGUACCUCGUCAGCUACUUCCCCAUGGGCAGCACCGGUCUGCAAUAUAUGGGUCGAUUCGGCGCUUCGCGUGUCACCGCUUGGAUGUCGGGUUGA